Octodon degus (degu) is the source of this 1272-nucleotide messenger RNA. It is a transcript of the gene Borcs5, whose product is annotated as BLOC-1 related complex subunit 5. NCBI's taxonomy places the organism in Eukaryota, Metazoa, Chordata, Mammalia, Rodentia, Octodontidae. Gene Ontology annotation, cellular component: cytoplasmic side of lysosomal membrane; BORC complex; synaptic vesicle membrane. Gene Ontology annotation, biological process: positive regulation of anterograde synaptic vesicle transport; lysosome localization; organelle transport along microtubule. The record is from RefSeq and is a predicted model, not a curated record. Bases 118 to 900 code for a protein of 260 amino acids. The transcript is spliced from 4 exons.
GAAAUCGGCGCCGCCCGCUGGCUGCAGGCUGGGCUGAGCCCGUGUCCCUGCACCUGUGCUUUAGGGCUCUCUGAAGGAAGGAGGGCGACGGUGUGCGGCCGCUCUGCGCUCCGUCGCAUGUGUGUUCCCCGCCUCGCGCCUCCCCCUCCCCCGCCGCCCGAAGCCCUGCGUGGGCUGGGCGCGCCACAUCCCCGCGUUAGCUUCUUGGGGCGCGCAGACGGGUUAGCUUCCCUGGCCUGGCCACCCGCCCCGGCUCUGUCGCCCCGCCACCGCAGCGGUGAGCGCCCGGUCCGCCGUUCUUCCGCUGCCACCGCUGCCGGCACCAUGGGCAGCGAGCAGAGCUCCGAGGCCGAGACCCGACCCAACGAUCUGAACUCCUCAGUGACUCCUUCCCCAGCUAAGCAUAGAGCCAAGAUGGAUGAUAUUGUGGUUGUAGCUCAAGGCUCUCAAGCCUCACGGAAUGUCAGCAAUGAUCCAGAUGUCAUCAAGUUACAAGAGAUCCCAACCUUCCAGCCCCUUUUGAAAGGGCUGCUGAGUGGCCAGACUUCCCCCACAAAUGCCAAGCUGGAAAGACUGGAUUCCCAGCAGGUGCUGCAGCUCUGCCUCCGGUACCAGGCUCACCUGCGCCAGUGUGCGGAGGCCGUUGCUUUCGACCAGAACGCUUUGGUUAAACGAAUCAAGGAGAUGGAUCUGUCUGUAGAAACCCUCUUUAGCUUCAUGCAGGAGCGCCAGAAAAGGUAUGCCAAAUAUGCCGAGCAGAUCCAGAAAGUCAACGAGAUGUCAGCUAUCCUGCGCCGCAUCCAGAUGGGCAUCGACCAAACGGUGCCACUGAUGGAGCGGCUCAACAGCCUGCUGCCUGAGGCCGAGCGCCUUGAGCCUUUCAGCAUGAAGCCUGUGUAGCGCUGAGGUCCGGUGCUGGCAUGGAGGGCCCCAAGCUGGCCCGGGCUGAGUGCGCCUGAAGCAGGCAGAGGAGUGGGGCCUCCCUGCGGGCCGAAGCCGCCGUCACAGGGUGCCUGGACCUGGGGACAGCAAGCCGCAUUGGUCUCAGUGACAACCGAAACUCUGAAACUGGACCUCAGAACCCUGCAUGGAUAGUUCUCUUUAUUUUGCCCACGUUUUUUAUUUGAGUGUGUGUACAGUCCUAGGUACUGCAGUGAAACGUGGAAAGAAGGGAGAAAAUGUCAACAGCUGUGUGCCCUCCGUGCCCUUGUGAAAUUUUACUCAGGCCCCCAGGGUUAUGAAUUGUAAACAUAAAAAACUAAGGUGACCGAG